GCUUGGUAUAGUUUUUCUUUGUUUCAGUGGCAUUUAAGGAAUUGUUUUUUUGUUAUGUUAAAGCCUCAAGGAAUGUUCAUCAUAUUUUAAUCUAAUAUCUGAGCGUUUUUGUGAAUUUCUUGUAGCUCAUUAACAGGUGUGUUUGUAAAUGUGGCAACAGUGCCGAUGUAAACAUCGAAGAGCUUUGUAAUGCAAUGUGUUAGUGUGGGCGAUACAACUUUUUUCUUGGUGCUUGGACCUUAUAAGGACAGUUUGAAACAAAUAGAGUUAUUGCAGAUCCUCUGUCAAAUGGAAUUGGCAUCGGUGAUGUAGCUGUGGCAGCUAGCCGGUGCGUCGCAUAGUUCCGACUCCACCUGUGGUCCCACCCACCUGCGAACAGGAAACUGAUACAAGUGCAGUGUGUUAUUUUUGCGUUUUUCGUGAACAUUUAUCACUUUUAGUGCAGAGACAAAGUUCUGUGAGGGACAAAUUCGCAAUGGGUAGCACAAGACCAAGACACGGGAGUCGGUAUACUGUCAAUAUGAACAUAAAGUGGAGUAUAUUCUUAAGUGUCAGUUUGUUUGUUGCACUUGUUUGUGGUCAAUAUGAGUGGCAAGUUCGAGAUGCAUUCGACGAAGUGCGUUUACGAAUGGAUAAAGUUACAUCAGAUAAUUGCCCAAUUCAACACCGACCAGAUCUAUACUUGCCCGAAGAUUCAAUAUCCCAUCUUCCUGAUGUUAAAGACAUAAAUAUAAAUCCUGUAUUUCCAAAUAGAACUGCUUUAUUGCAUCUACAUAACAUGGCUAUGAAUCGUGCAUUUUUUUGGAGCUACAUAUUGCAAGCAAGAUUCAUUCGACCUGCAAUAAAUGACACCUAUGAUCCAGGAAUGAUGUACUAUUUUUUAUCAACUGUUGCUGAUGUAUCAGCAAAUCCUCACAUAAAUGCUAGUGCUAUUUACUUUGCACCCAAUUCCUCCUAUACAUCAUCUUACAGAGGAUUCUUUAAUAAAACUAUGCCACGAUUUGCACCACGAACAUUUAGGGCUGAUGACUUCAAUGAUCCAAUUCAUUUGGAACGUAUUUCCACUUUGAAUACAUUUACUGUGCAAGAUUUAGGAGCAAUUCCAAAUGAUAGUUUGAGUUUGGACUACACUUCUGAUGCAUACAGAAUCAAUGAAUGGUACAAGAAAUGGCUUCCGGAUUCUGCACCUGGAGAAAGAAGACACGAUACAAAAACAACAUACCAAGUAGAAAUUCGAUAUGCUAACAAUACAAAUGAAACAUUUACUUUCCAUGGACCUCCCGGUGCUGAUGAAAUUCCGGGACCUGUUAAAUGGACCAGACCGUAUUUCGAUUGUGGUCGCUCAAAUAAAUGGUUAGUGAGUGCAGUUGUGCCUAUUGCAGAUAUUUAUCCUCGCCACACUGGAUUCCGUCAUGUUGAAUACCCAACAUAUACUGCAGUUAGUGUUUUGGAGAUGGACUUCGAUCGUAUUGAUAUAAACCAAUGUCCUAAAGGGGAAGGUAAUAGUGGGCCUAAUCGAUUUGCAGACACAGCUAGAUGUAAAAAGGAAACAACAGAGUGUGAACCAAUUCAUGGAUGGGGAUUUAGACGUGGAGGAUACCAAUGCCGAUGUAUUCCAGGCUAUAGACUGCCCACAAUUGUUCGGAGACCAUUUUUAGGCGAAAUAAUUGAAAGGGCUACUUCUGAACAGUACUAUAAUGGAUUUGACUGUAUGAAAAUUGGCUGGAUUCACAGAUUACCCGUGCAGUGGGGAAAAGCAAAAUCACAUAUUCGAGAAAAGUAUCUUGACAAGUUUUAUGAGUAUCGCAAUUACUCUACAGGUCCUGAAUCUUUACAUAGUGAAAAUAUUAAUAUUGAUGAAGUAGUAAAAUUCAUUCGUUCUAUAAAUCCAUCAACAUGCAAACAAUACCGUCCUCAAGAUUUAGUUCUUCGGGGAGAUAUUAGUUUUGGAGCUGACAAACAAUUUGUGAAUGAGGCCAAAAUGGCAGUUCGCCUUGCCAAUUUUAUUAGUGCUUUUCUGCAGAUUUCAGAUCCUCGUGAAGUGUACUCUGGAAAGCGAGUUGCAGACAAGCCAUUAUCUGAAGAUCAGAUGAUUGGAGAAACACUUGCUCUUGUUAUGGGAGAUACAAAAAUCUGGUCUGCUGGUACAUAUUGGGAUCGUAAUAAAUUUACUAACAGAACGUUAUUUGCACCUUUUGCUUAUAAGAAGGAACUAAAUGUACGAAAGUUCAAAGUUGAAGACCUUGCUAGAUUAAAUUCAACUGAGGAAGUGUAUACAAAUAAGCCAUGGUUUCAAUUUUUAAAGCAAAGAUGGUCAACUAAUUUUGAUUCUCUUGAAAAGUUUUACAUGAAAAUAAAAAUUAGAUUUAAUGAAACUGGAGAAACACUCAAGAAAUACGAACACUAUCCCAAUUUUUACAGGGCAGGCAAUCUUGAUCAUGGUUACUGGACAACACCAUAUUUUGAUUGUGAUGGAAAAGUACCCAUGUGGGCCAUUACGUAUGCUGCUCCUUUCUUUGGUUGGGAUAGCCUUAAAGCUAAAUUAGAAUUCAAAGGAGUUGUGGCAGUGACAAUGGAUUUGCUGAAAUUGGAUAUCAAUCAAUGUCCAGAUAAAUUUUAUGUUCCAAAUGCUUUUAAAGACACUCACAAAUGUGAUAAGAAGACAUCUUACUGUGUUCCAAUUCUUGGUCGUGAGUUCGAAACAGGAGGAUACAAGUGUGAAUGCCUCCAAGGUUAUGAAUAUCCAUUUGAAAACCCAAUAACUUACUUUGAUGGACAGCUUGUCGAGGCAGAAUUUUCAAAUAUAGUGCAAGACAAAGAGACAAGAUAUGACAUGUUCAAAUGUCGUCUAGCUGGAGCUGCAAGUGUGCAGAGUAAUUUAGUAAUUUUAUUUAGUAUGAUAUUAACACUCUGGAUGCUACAUAAAUGAGUAUUUUUUUUCAUUUUUGCUAAUAUGUUGUACAUCCAAGAGUCAUUUUCCAGAGAAAAUUCUGACUGUUUAUAGAGUAUGUUUUAUACAAGAAAUAUUCCUUAUGCUAAAUUUUUUUAAAUGUGUCUGAAAAGGUAAUGAGUGUUUUUGUGCAUGAAAGUGGCUGCAUUAUGUUUCAAGUAAUAUCAAUUUAAACAUAUUCUAUGUUCAGUUUUCCUAUAUCUAAUAUAUCACAUUAUAAAAAUCAUCUUUGAUUUGCAUAAAAAACUUGAAUCUAGCUUGGAAGAUAUUUAAAGCAUUCGAAUUGAAUAUAAAUAGUACUUGUUUACAACAGGACGUAUUCAGUAAUGAUAAAAUUGUCUGAGUAAAACCGUGCUUAUUCUGAACUUCAGCCAAGGCAAGGAAUCACAAGAAUGAUGCUGUAAAAGUUACUCCUGAAUUGUUGAUCGGGUAACUAGAAGGAUUGGUGUAAAAGUUUACAACUCAUUAUCAUAUUCUUCUCAUUUUCUGAUUAUUUCUACAAAUGGCCAGUGAAUCAGUGCAUUGGGCUUUUCAAGUUAAUGAAUUAGGAAUUUCUGUCUGCCAAGACAGAAUGUUGAUUUUAUGUUUUACGUUGUAUAUCAAUAUUUGUAAGGGUUUAUUACAUUCUUACUAUCCUACAUUCCUUCCUAAGUAUUCAUAAUUCAUUUUGAUGUUCUUUUACCAAAUGAAAGAAUGUAUAUGUUCAUGCAUUUAGCAUCUUUUGCUCAGUUAGCUUUUAAUUUAUAAAAUACUCUCAUUAAAUCCAUUUUAAGAUCUGAACUUUGAUACAUGAAUCUUCAACAAGCUGGAGAACUAGGCUUGAAUUUAGAAGAGGAAGAGUGUUUACAGGCAAUAUUAUCUUGACUUAAUUAAAUGAUAAAGAAGAUCUUAUAUUUUUAUUAGUAUUGCAGUAAUCUAGUCUGGCUGUUAUUUUAAAUCUUUAUUUCAUUUUUAUUAUCUUGGUAUUUCAAGGAUGAAUACUCACGAGUCAAGAUAUUUGUGUCAGUUGAAGCAUUAAGACAACAUUCUAUGGAAUAAAGUGUAGAGUACUAGUGUCUGUCUCUAGAGGAAUAUAUUUAAAUAUUUUAAAAAUUACAAAAUAGGCUACUAAACAUCAUCUCAGAUCUUGAGCUACUCACUAAAAAAUUCAUUUCUAGUGUUACAAUUGUACAGGAAGGUACUGUUUUGUUGUGUGUGAACUUUUCAUAUUUUUUGUGCAUUUAUAUACUUGCAAGGAACUUUUUAGUGAAGUAGGUCAAGAUCUGAGAUGAGAUUUUCUUGGCUGCCCGGGUGACGCCGCAUCCAUGGUGAAGGUGCCGACGUUUCGGUCGCUAUUUUGCGACCUUCCUCAGAGCGUAAUGCUAACGAAAUGCAUUACACCCUGAGGAAGGUUGCAGAAUGGUGACCGAAACCGCCAUGGCGUCACCCGGACAGCAAAGUAAAUACUGACUCCGACCACGGAAGCCUACGCUCUCAUCUGAGAUGAUAUUUGGUUGCAUUUUUUGUUUUUAUACAUUUUGAGUUUUCAUCCAAAAACACAAUGGUGGUUUGCAAAUCAUUUGCAAACGAUUUUACCCCUUUUCUUUGCGGUGUUUUUUGUCUUGCUGUAAUCAAGAACAUAAACUUAAAGUUCUAUUGAAUGUUAUCAAAAUUGCAUGUAUAGUCUGUGAUAGAAUGUAAUGAUUACUUUUGAACUCAGGAUUUUGAGUGCUUUGUGUGUGGCAUCCUAGGUUCUAAGUAAUCGAGAUUUGGAAAGAAAGGAAAAAGUAUUUCUUCCUGAUUAAAUCAAUUGUUUGCUAUCCAUGUAUUAUGGUAUGAAGAACAGUGAUGAGAUACCUCGUAACAUGUAUGUUUCUUAUUUGAUCUACAUGUCAAAGACAUGCUUAUUGCAUGUAUGAAUUUACACACAAAAAAUCAGUGUAUAUCACAUGUAAUUGAAAUUCUCACAAGACCUUGUAGAAAAUUGUUUUAAGGAAGUUGUCAUUAACAAUGUUAGAGAAUCACUAUCACCAUUUCAAAGGGCACUAAGCAUGAAUCAACAUCAUUCAUAUAUUAUACCUACAAAAUCCCCCUUCUAAGCAAGACUUUUAAUACAUACUUCGUUCAGAUGUUUUUCCAUCAAUAAGACUGUUAAAUCAACCUUUAUCUAAUAAUUCAGGUUUUCUUUUUAAAUAUGUUCCCAUCACAUGAAGAGAAUUCUGUAAUGUUUAGUGUAUUUUUACUACAGCAUUUUUGGAUGAUUGUAUUUUUAUAUAACACAAAUGGUUUUGCUCUUGUGAAGUUUGAAACAUUCUCUUAGUAGGUGUUAUUGGUUCAAAAACAAUCAAUAAUCUCAUCCAUGAAAUAAGUUAUUUUUUAAACUUAUUUCAGGAAUAUAUAUGUAUUAUUCUUUUAUAUUUGAUAUAUUUUAUAGUGUAUCAGUGCAAAUGUGCAUGAGAAUGGAUAUGAACGUUCUUAUCAAGUAAUUCCCAUACUGUUUUGCAAGACAGUGAAAAACUUCAAUGUGUCUCCGUCCACUAAUAAAAGCAGCUGAGUUUCCUUCCGUCCAUUUCUGCAGCUGGUUAUUUUACAAAAAAUUAUUUUACUUGUUCUGUUGUAUUGUUGAAAAUUUAUGGAGAGAAAUGUUGAUUUUUUAUAAGGUUUUACUUUUGGAGAUGUCAUUUCUAAUAUUAAGUUGAAAUAUUAAUAAAUAUGUUCCAUUAUUUACUAUCAGAUCAAAUAUACUAUUUUAACUUAAUUUUGUAAUGAAGAUGCAUUUUUCAACCUAAAAUUUAAUACAGUGAUUGAAAUAAAUGCAGCUGUAAAACAUAAUGUAUAAUUGAUAGUACAAAUAAAAACUUUUCUAAAUC
Messenger RNA from Gryllus bimaculatus (two-spotted cricket), 5799 nucleotides. NCBI's taxonomy places the organism in Eukaryota, Metazoa, Arthropoda, Insecta, Orthoptera, Gryllidae. The record is from the annotation of a GenBank genome assembly.